Messenger RNA from Trichosporon asahii var. asahii CBS 2479, 1560 nucleotides. RefSeq names its product penicillin-binding protein, putative. Lineage: Eukaryota; Fungi; Basidiomycota; Tremellomycetes; Trichosporonales; Trichosporonaceae. The transcript has a single exon. The record is from RefSeq and is a predicted model, not a curated record. Bases 1 to 1560 code for a protein of 519 amino acids.
AUGCGCCUGCUCAGCCUCGUCACCCUCCUCCCACUGCUGGCCGCGGGCCAACUCGUCCCCGACGAGCUCGUCAACAAGAUUGACGACAUCCGCAAGACAUGGGGCAUCCCCGGCGUCGGCGUCAGUGUCGUCUCGGGCAACGAGACGCAGCUGAUCGCUCUCGGCAACGCGACGGCGACCGAGCCCGUGACGGAGAACAGCCUCUUCGUCUUGGGAAGCUGCACCAAGGCCAUGACCAACUAUGCCGUGGCGCGCCUCAUAGCUAACGGCGCCAAGGACUGCAACGGCGCCCCCCUCACUUGGAACACGCGCAUCGCCGACAUUCUCCCGAAGCAGGACUGGAAGCUUCAGGACAAGUACGCCGAGCAGAACAUCCAGCUCCUCGACCUGUCCGCGAUGAAGUCCGGUUUGGUCUCGAAUGACGCUGCCAUCGAGGACGUUCCCGCCCGCGAGACUGUGCGCAACAUGCGCAACUUCAAGAUGAAGACGUUCCGCGCCGGAUACCAGUACGCCAACCUCGGAUACAUCGUUCUCCAAGACGUCAUCGAGACGCUCUCCGGCAAGCCGUUCCAGGACUACAUGGCCGACAUGUUCAACGACUGGGGCCUGUCCGGGGCCACGUUCAACUUUACCCAGGCCCUGGAGCAGGGCGUCGUCACGGGCCACUACCACACGCGGGACGCGAACAAGUGCACCGACUCCACCUGGCCGAACGUGAACCCGUCCUGUGUGGGCCAGGUGAACGAGCUCCGCCAGUGGAUCACCACGGACGGCUUCGGCAACGCCGCCGAGGGCGGCGCCGUCAUGCCUCUGAACCAGGUCCAGCACUUCCAGCGCCACGUGCUCCAGCAGCCCCUCGACCGCCCCCUCAUCCCGACAGGCGGCCGCGACCCCUUCUCGAGCGAGACGAUCUACGGCCUCGGUCUCCAGAGCUACCUGUACAAGGGUGUUCGUAUCCUCGGCCACAGCGGCGCGAUGCCCGGCCACGCGGCGCAGAUCUACCACUCCCCCGAGCGCCAGGUCAGUGUCGCUGUCAUGGUGAACGACUCGGAGUGGUCCUCCCAGCUCCUCGCCAUCAUGUACUCGGUGUUUGAGCAGGUGCUUGGCCUCGACAAGGCGGACUGGGGCCGGAUGGUGUUUGACCGCACGGCGCAGACCCAGCUCCCGCCCCGUGUGAACGGCCACGGACCCGCCGUCAUGGGCAAGUUCUGCAACAAGGGCUACCCCGUGCUUGAGUUUAAGACGCCGGACGCCGGCAUCGUCGAGAGCCUGCCCACCUUCGUCUCCAACGUCAGCGCGUCCCAGGCCCAGUUGCCCAAGUCGAUCAUGUCCCACUCCGUCAUCCUCACCGCUGUCGACCCGCCGUACUACAACUGGACCCUCGCCCUUAGCCGCUACCAGCCCCCUCUUGUUGGACCGCGGUCGACCACCGGAACCGCCGUCGUCACCGACAAGGGUAUCGGAAUGUUUGGCUACUUUGCCACGGCCGACGUCGACAUGGCCGAGCCGACGGUACAGGACGUGGAGAGGAAGUCCGAGGUGUGGUUCAAGCGGUGUUAG